Molecule: messenger RNA, 1700 nt
Organism: Hemibagrus wyckioides
Lineage: Eukaryota; Metazoa; Chordata; Actinopteri; Siluriformes; Bagridae
Gene: ubr7
Product: ubiquitin protein ligase E3 component n-recognin 7
Exons: 11
Coding region: 47-1273 (408 amino acids)
Cellular component (GO): cytoplasm
Molecular function (GO): ubiquitin protein ligase activity; zinc ion binding
Source: RefSeq, a predicted model, not a curated record
GCGCAGCGGCGGCAGAGUGAGCAGCGUUAGCAGCGUUAGCAGCAGCAUGGCGGCGGCCGAGGGAGAGGAGGCGACCGUGUCUCUGGUGGAUGUGCUGGAGGAGGAUGAGGAGCUGGAGCAGGAAGCCUCGGCUGUGCUCGGAGGCAGUGACUCGGAGAAAUGCUCAUAUCCCGAGGGGUAUGUGAAGCGUCAGGCUCUGUACGCGUGUAACACCUGCACACCUAAAGGAGGAGAAGCAGCAGGAAUCUGUCUCGCCUGUUCAUACAAGUGUCAUGAAGGUCACGAACUCUUCGAGCUCUACACCAAGAGGAAUUUCCGGUGUGACUGUGGGAAUGAGAAGUUUGGAGAGAUGGAGUGCAGGUUAUUCCCGGAGAAAGAGAAGACUAACUGUGGGAAUAAAUACACUCACAAUUUCUUCGGGCUGUACUGCACGUGUGAGAGGCCGUACCCUGACCCAGAGGACGAGGUUGCUGAUGAGAUGAUCCAGUGUGUGGUGUGUGAGGACUGGCUGCAUGGCCGGCACCUGGGCUGUGUGGUCCCGGAGUGUGUGGAACUUCAGGAGAUGAUCUGUGAGUCCUGUAUGAAUAAAUCUCAGUUCCUGUGGAUCUAUGCUGCUCACCUUGCCGUGCCUCCUACAGUGAAGGUGUGUAAAGAAGAGGAGGAGAGUGGCAGAGUGGAGGUGGAGCAUGAUGAAGAGGAGAAGAAAACAGAAGUCAAGAGCUUGCUGAAUGAAAAGGUGGAGGCGUGUGAGCAGGUGGAGGCAUGUGAGCAGGUGGAGGUGAACGGGACGUCCGGCUGUAAGAGGAAGCUGCAGGAGCUGGAGGCUGAAGGUUCAGGAUGCAGGUUUCAGGAGAUGAAGUUGUCAGGAAAGAGUCGGGUUCAGCAGGGAGCUGUGUUCUGGCCCGCGGCCUGGCGCACUAAACUCUGUUCCUGUCAACACUGUAAGAGUGUGUUUGUGGAGGGCGGAGUCUCCUUCCUGUUGGACGAGACAGACACAGUGCUCGCCUACGAGACCAAGGGCAAAACCACAGAGCAGGCGAACGGAGGCGAGGCUCGAGACCCGCUCAUGUCUGCGCUCAACAACCUGAACCGUGUUCAGCAGCUCGAGAUCAUUCAUGAGUAUAACGACAUGAAGACGGAGCUGAAGGAUUACUUACAGAGGUUUGCAGCAGAGGGAAAGGUGGUGACUCCGGAAGACAUCCGUCACUUCUUUGAAGAGCAGCAGAGUCGCAAAAGACGGAGAGCCAACGCCGGGCAGUACUACUGCAGCUGAAUCCUCCUUUAACUAAAACCCCGCCCCCAAAACCCUCCAUGUUCACAAUCGUGCUCCUUUUGUAAUAAAUAUCAUUCUAAAGAUGCAGCCAUGAAUCCAGAAGCCAUGGUGUUGGUGUUGAGAUCAGGCGUCUGGUGCAGAUGUUAAAUAAAGUCAUGAAUGAAUGACUGUGUAGAACACACUAAAGCCCCGGGUUCACCAUCACACCUUCAGAUGAGUUUGAUUUCCCUCCUCCUGCUCGUCAUUCAGGAUUCGUUAUAAACACGUCCUGAUUGAUUUCUUUUGGGUUUUUUUUUUGCACCAGUCCAUAUAUAAGGAAUUGCCGUGACCAAUAAUAAUUUUAUUCUUCUCUGUUUUAUCUGUACUUCAGUCCUUGCAUUACUUUGUAAAUGUAUGUUUGAGAGAUUAAACGUAUUAAUACUUUGAA